AUGUUAGAUCAUUUACUUGAAUUAAAUUUGAUUGAGUUACCAGAGAUGAAACGGCCUGAAGAAGCUGACCAAACAAAUAACCCUAAGUAUUGCAAGUAUCAUCGCCUUGUAGGCCACCCUAUAGAGCGAUGCUUUGUGUUGAAAGACAAAAUUAUGGAGCUAGCCCACCAAGGACAAAUCACAUUUGAUGAUGAAGCUGUGACUUCUAAUCUUGCCAUGGUGGCCUCAACAACCACUUCUACUUUUCUCACUAAUCAAUUUGGUUCAUUGGAGCCUAUUGAGGUGAAAGUACCUUUCUCUACAGUGCCAAUUCCCGAGAAUUAUAUCUUUUCAUCUUUUACAUGUUAUCAAGUAAGUGGUGAAGAAGAAUCUUCAGAUAGUGAGGAAGAGACAGAACGAGCUAUCGUGUAUAGGGCAUACUGGUCUUCAAUCAUUUUUACUGAUGAUGAUCGUUUGCUGGGCUCCAAGAUUCACAAUCGUCCCUUGUUUGUAACUGGGUACAUUCGAGAACAACAAGUCAAUCGUAUCCUUAUUGAUGGUGGAUCUGCAGUCAAUAUCCUUCCACUCAAAAUACUGAAAGAACUUGGAAUCUCCUUGGAUGAACUACUUCCUAGUAGGUUGAUGAUUCAAGGCUUUAAUCAGGGUGGACAGAGAGCUAUUGGGAAGAUUAGACUUCAUAUGCUCAUUGAGGAAAUGGAAUCAAGCGCACUCUUUCAUGUCAUUGAUGCGAAGACCACUUACAAACUGCUUAUUGGAAGACCAUGGUUGCAUGAGUAUGGUGUUGUGCCAUCUACGUAUCACCAAUGCCUUAAAUAUUUUCAAGAUGGACAAGUAAAGAAGAUAGUAGCUGAUGACAGGCCCUUUACCGUAGCUGAUCACACUUUGCUGAUGCAAAAUUCUACUUGGAAGAUGAUACAAUAG
This is a messenger RNA of Quercus lobata, 921 nucleotides long. RefSeq lists its product as uncharacterized. The record is from RefSeq and is a predicted model, not a curated record. Lineage: Eukaryota; Viridiplantae; Streptophyta; Magnoliopsida; Fagales; Fagaceae. Bases 1 to 921 code for a protein of 306 amino acids. The transcript has a single exon.